This is a messenger RNA of Meleagris gallopavo (turkey), 2431 nucleotides long. RefSeq names its product NCK adaptor protein 2 (gene NCK2). The record is from RefSeq and is a predicted model, not a curated record. Gene Ontology annotation, cellular component: cytoplasm. NCBI's taxonomy places the organism in Eukaryota, Metazoa, Chordata, Aves, Galliformes, Phasianidae. Gene Ontology annotation, biological process: positive regulation of endoplasmic reticulum stress-induced intrinsic apoptotic signaling pathway; positive regulation of translation in response to endoplasmic reticulum stress; negative regulation of PERK-mediated unfolded protein response. Gene Ontology annotation, molecular function: signaling adaptor activity; receptor tyrosine kinase binding.
GCCGCGGGGAAUAUUCUGACAGUUGUGUACGUAACUUUGUUGGAGAGUCCUGCCUUUCACUGCCUGGAUCCUCUUAACAGUGUGCCAAAGAAGGACUCCAUGAAAGAUGACAGAAGAAGUUAUUGUUAUUGCAAAGUGGGAUUACACUGCACAGCAGGACCAAGAACUUGACAUCAAGAAAAAUGAGCGUCUUUGGCUAUUAGAUGAUUCCAAGACAUGGUGGAGGGUAAGAAACGCGGCCAACAAAACGGGAUAUGUGCCAUCAAAUUAUGUGGAGCGAAAAAACAGCUUGAAGAAAGGUUCUCUGGUUAAAAAUCUAAAAGACACGUUGGGCUUAGGAAAAACAAAAAGAAAGACGAGCGCGCGAGACGCCUCGCCCACUCCCAGCACAGAUGCAGAGUACCCUUCCAAUGGCAGCAGUGCAGACCGCAUCUAUGAUCUCAACAUUCCUGCCUACGUCAAAUUUGCCUAUGUGGCGGAGAGAGAGGAUGAACUGUCCCUUGUCAAAGGGUCUCGGGUCAUUGUCAUGGAGAAAUGCAGCGAUGGCUGGUGGAGAGGGAGCUACAAUGGACAGAUUGGCUGGUUUCCUUCGAACUAUGUGGUGGAGGAAGUUGAGGAGGCCACAGCAGAUUCACCGAGCUUUCUGAGCUUGAGGAAAGGCGCUUCCAUGAGUAACGGCCAGGGCACCAAAGUACUCCACGUUGUUCAGACACUGUAUCCAUUCAGCUCCGUCACAGAAGAAGAGCUCAAUUUUGAAAAGGGGGAAACAAUGGAAGUCAUUGAAAAGCCAGAAAAUGACCCAGAAUGGUGGAAAUGUAAAAAUUCCAGAGGGCAAAUUGGUCUUGUUCCUAAAAACUAUGUAGUAAUCAUUAGCGAUGGUCCUACCAUUAACACUUCCCACCCACCUCAGAUAAGCUACACGGGACCAUCUUCUACCGGACGAUUUGCUGGAAGAGAGUGGUAUUAUGGGAAUGUUACCCGACAUCAAGCAGAAUGUGCCCUAAACGAGAGGGGAGUGGAAGGAGACUUCCUUGUUAGAGAUAGUGAAUCUUCGCCCAGUGACUUCUCAGUAUCUCUAAAGGCAUCGGGGAAGAACAAACAUUUCAAGGUGCAGCUCGUGGACAAUGUCUAUUGUAUUGGGCAGCGUCGCUUUAAUACUAUGGAUGAGUUGGUGGAACACUACAAAAAGGCUCCCAUCUUCACCAGUGAACACGGGGAAAAGCUAUAUCUUGUGAAAGCACUUCAGUGACGAUGAAGAUGGACUUGGCCACCCAGGCCUCUUCUAACUUCCAAGCCUUAGGUCCUAAAAUCACUUUUAUAGAGCAGAGCAAUAUCCGAAACAGGCUUAAAGAGUAGGCUCUUUCUAACGUGUUUGCUCUGUUGGUUGUUAUUUGUCCUUUUUCGUUUGCCUACUUUUGUGUUUCAGUUCUGUUAAUCUCAGAUCACCUCCCUUCAGGUUGAGAAGUUCACCUUUGUGGCCAUUGUAAGCACUCACUUCCAUGUCCGAGUUCUAAAUUCCCCUCUUCUGUGUACGUUUACAUACUUAGCUCGGAUAAAGGAGGGGGGUUUGCAAUUCAACCCAGUGUUAACCUGUUCAAAUUGCUCACGCAGACAGACAGAACUCUUCAUUAAGAGACAUCGGGCACAGUUUGAAUGCACUGAGGCUGCAGCUAAGUAAGUGAGAUAUAGUAGACAUAACAGUUGUGGCUGUGAGUUCUGUAGCUAUAUUGCUUACCAGGUAGUGUAUUACAAAAACUCCUAGUUCCUAGAAGCACUCUUUACACUGUACUCUGCUAUUACAUUGCCUCUCUGACUCUUUGCAAAGAGUACACUAAUUAAAGCGUUUUGUAAUAGUACUUCUUAAACUACUAUGGUAAGAUUGUAGUAAAAGAAAACUAUCUAGUGUAUUUUGGUCUGUAAUUGCAACAAAGAGAAAUUUUAUUUGAAAGUUGAUUACUAAAGAGAGAAUCACUGAAUUGUAAAGACUGAAUGUUCUGGUAAUCUACAACCAAAUGUGCCAUCCACAUAAUGCUUUUUUCCUCUUGCCCUUCUGCUUGUUUGAAUUAAACAAUUAUGUAUUUAAUUCUCAAAGUAAUAUGUAUCUGUAGCUGAUUGUUGACACUAAUACAGAAGAUUAAUAAAAACUGAUCAGGGGACAGGGUGGGGUGGGCUACCAACACUAUAUAUAUAUUUGCUUUACAGAAAGGAAUCUUCAGGUUUUACAGAGGAUGGUGUGAUUGGUAGGAAGAGACACACAGAAUGUUUAUGAAGAAAAUGCUUUUUUUCUCUUUUCUUUACAUUUAAACUCCUUUAUGGUUUAAAUAUACAGACUUUAGAUGGCACACUCCUGAGAUUGAAGAAGGGAUCUUGAGAUCUCAAAAUCUUGCGUACUCAGCUUUUUGGAUAUUGUAAUAAAAAAGGUAUUAUGUCA